AUGGACUACUCCAAGCUGCGCGCGCAGUUCAAGGACGAGUCGGAAGGGUCGAGCUGGACGGCAAAGCAGGAGCAGGUCCUCCUCGAACCAUAUGACUACCUCUGCGGCAUCCCAGGCAAGGAGGUCCGCUCCCACCUCAUCGACGCGUUCAACCUGUGGCUCAAGGUGCCCGAGGACGACCUCGACGUGAUUCGCAAGAUUGUACGGAUGCUGCAUAAUGCGAGCUUGUUGGUCGACGACGUCGAGGACGACUCGGAGCUGCGCCGCGGCGUACCCGUCGCGCACAAGGUCUACGGCGUGCCCCAGACCAUCAACACGGCCAACUACGUCUACUUCCUCGCAUUCCAGGAGCUCCUGUCGCUGAAGGAAGGCACGUCGGGCAAGAAUAUCACCAACGUGGACGUAACGGCAAUGGUCAAUGAGGAACUGCUCAACCUCCACCGCGGGCAGGGCAUGGAGCUGUUCUACCGCGACAGCUUGACGUGCCCCACCGAGGAGGAAUACGUCCAGAUGGUCCUUGGAAAAACUGGCGGCCUGUUCCGCAUCGCUGUCAAGCUCAUGAUGGCGCGGUCCAAAUCCACUGUCGACUAUGUUCCUCUGGUCAACCUCAUCUCUGUGUGGUUCCAAAUCCGUGACGACUACAUGAACCUGGAGUCGGGCGAGUACAAGUCUCGCAAGGGCUACUGCGAAGACUUGACCGAGGGCAAGUUUAGCUUCCCUGUCGUUCACGGCAUUCGUGCAGACACGAGCAACCGGCAGAUCUUGAACGUGCUGCAGAAGAAGACGACGUCCCAUAGCCUCAAAGCCCAUACCGUCGACUACCUUCGCGACCACACAAAGUCGUUCGAGUACACGCGUCGAGUGCUCUCGCAGCUGCUCGACCAAUUGAGGGAGGAACUGGCCUCGCUAGGCGGUAACAAGGCGCUCGAGGCCAUCAUCGCGAGGCUAGAGCUGCCCGAGCCCGAAGCAGUGGUCAGCGGCAAGGCGGAGUAA
Vanrija pseudolonga is the source of this 993-nucleotide messenger RNA. It is a transcript of the gene carG, whose product is annotated as Geranylgeranyl pyrophosphate synthase. The record is from RefSeq and is a predicted model, not a curated record. The transcript has 8 exons. Gene Ontology annotation, molecular function: prenyltransferase activity. Gene Ontology annotation, biological process: isoprenoid biosynthetic process. NCBI's taxonomy places the organism in Eukaryota, Fungi, Basidiomycota, Tremellomycetes, Trichosporonales, Trichosporonaceae. The coding region runs from base 1 to 993 and encodes 330 amino acids.